ACGUCCGUGUCGGCAUCGCGGCAGGAGAGCCCCGUCAUCGACUUUGACGGCCUCAGCAGGCCAAGCGUGGGAACACGCCAGCGCCUGGAAGAGUCGGCUGAGGAAAAGGCCGCGCGCCUCGAGCGCAUGAAGGGCGCCGUCAAGACGCUGCUCGAGUGCGUCGGCGAGGAUCCUGCGCGAGAGGGCCUGCUGGCCACGCCCGAGCGAUAUGCCAAGGCCAUGAUGACCUUCACGCAGGGCUACGAGCAGAACGUCUUCGACAUCGUCAACGGCGCCAUCUUUCAGGAGGGCCACUCUGAGAUGGUUGUCGUCAAGAACAUCGACAUCUUCUCCCUCUGCGAGCACCACCUGGUGCCCUUCACCGGCAAGGUGCACAUCGGCUACAUCCCCAACAACGCCGUCAUCGGCAUCUCCAAGCUGCCGCGCAUCGCCGACAUGUUCUCCCGCCGCCUACAGAUCCAAGAGCGCCUUACCAAGGAGAUCGCCAACGCAAUCUUCGACGUCCUGCGGCCCCAGGGCGUCGCUGUCGUCAUAGAGUCCAGCCACCUGUGCAUGGUGAUGCGCGGUGUGCAGAAGACCAACAGCACCACAAUCACCAGCUGCAUGCUCGGAUGCUUUGAGCGGAGGGAAAAGACGCGCAACGAAUUCCUCAGCUUGAUCAACGUGAACCGCCAAUGA
Messenger RNA from Trichoderma reesei QM6a, 678 nucleotides. RefSeq lists its product as uncharacterized. NCBI's taxonomy places the organism in Eukaryota, Fungi, Ascomycota, Sordariomycetes, Hypocreales, Hypocreaceae. The record is from RefSeq and is a predicted model, not a curated record. Gene Ontology annotation, biological process: tetrahydrofolate biosynthetic process; tetrahydrobiopterin biosynthetic process. Gene Ontology annotation, molecular function: zinc ion binding; GTP binding; GTP cyclohydrolase I activity. The annotation marks the transcript as partial. Gene Ontology annotation, cellular component: cytoplasm. The transcript has a single exon.